Molecule: messenger RNA, 2643 nt
Organism: Drosophila ficusphila
Lineage: Eukaryota; Metazoa; Arthropoda; Insecta; Diptera; Drosophilidae
Source: RefSeq, a predicted model, not a curated record
AUAAAAAAUAAAUCGAGGCAGAAACAUUUCGACUUUGUUUUCCCCGAUAUUCAAAUCAGCAGUCACAUUUCAAUAUGUCAAAAUCCAAAUCCGAAUCGGAAUCGGAAUCCAAAUCGGAGCCACACAGCCAGGCCAAAGCUGCCGUUAAAAUUUCAAACAGAAAUUAGCUUAAAUGAAGUGAGAAAUCAAAAUAAGCUCAUCAAAUUUAAUUAAAUAGCAGAGUUUUAUAUUUUGACUUUGGCUGGCUUUGGCUUUUUCCUCCAUUUUGUUGCUUUGAUUGGGCCAUUAAACUGACGCUGCAUAAACCCGGGCCACAGAUCGAUUGAUUAAUGUUGGAUCGCAGCUAAUGGCUAAUGGCUAAUGGCUAAUGCCACCCCAAGAUACUCCAAAAAUCGUGAAAUUAAACCGAGAAAAUAAAACAAUGAAGUGCAAACCGAUUUGGAAAUAGGGGAAGUUAUCUCCUCUUUAUUGGCAUUAGCAUUAAUAUUAAUUGACAUUUAAUUGCGGUAAUAAAUAAAUGUGUGGGAAAAUAAAAAACAAAAUAAUGAAAAGCAAAGGAUUUUGCAAUUGAAUUAGCCGAAAUAAACUAACAAUAUUUUAUACUUCAAUAUUUAUUUAUAUUUCAGGGUUAUAAACAAUAGUUUCCCAAUGCAAAAGAUAAUUUUUAAAGCUUCCCACUCCUUGUCACUCCAUUAUCUUUUGACCUUUUCGAAAGCCUUCUAGAAAUGACCCCAAAAAACGACGAACCUAUAACCCAUGACAUCUUCAUAGGCCCAGCCAGCAACUUAUCUAUGCAUCGCAUAUGGCCAAACAAUUUUUCUUAAUAAAAAACGAGCAUAAAUCAAAUUAGCUGUACCAUUUUGCUUAAAUGCGACAUGAAAGUGUGGGAAUUACGCGUCAAUUUAUGCAAAUCCGAUGCACACAAAUACAAACAUAUGGCGUGUGUGUGUGUAUAUAUAUAGACGAUCGAGAUCGGGCCAGUUGCCAAUACCAAUAUCGAAGCCAUUGUUGAUAUUUUAAUUGUCUCUUGUUGACAACAACGAUCCGAAAAUGAGAAAAAAGAGCUCAAAUUAAUCUACUAAUCAGCGACGAGGCUGCGAACCAAAUACAAAUACUAUAACUGAAAUCGGAUUUGGAUUCCGAAUCCGAAUCCGAAUCGGAUUUGGAAUUGGCCGAUGAAGAUGCAGAUGGCAACAUAGACUUGCGGCGAAGACUUGGCCAAGAUCAUUUGUCAACGGUGAGGGCGUUGGGCAGCACUUUGGGCUCUUAUCCCGCCCAAAAUUCCAAUUCAAAUCCAAUCCAAAUCCAAAUCCCAAUCGAUAAAUGAUAAAUGGCCUGCAAGGCGGUGGGAUGUGAGGAGAGCAUAACGAAAAGGUAUGUCAAAACCGAAGCAAAUCGGGCCAGAGGGAACAUCAAACUUUAAUUAAUUGCUUUUAAAUCAAGUUGGGGGGAUUUUUUUUUUUUUUUUGGGGUAAUCGGGUUCGCUAGUCAGUUUUCAAGGCUGUUUGGGCCUUGAACUUGGUGGCUAAAAGAACGAAUUAACAAACACCAUUUGUAUCUAAAUCUAAUCUGUAAAGUUUGAAGAAAAUUAUGAAACGAGUUAUUCGCUUCUGAUGGGAUUUUACAAGCUGAAAUUUGCCACUGCUUAAAUGUAAACAAGAAGGUGAGCUAAUUAUUAUAUUUUUUAUGAAAAUACGUUGAUUAUGAAAUGUAGACUCGGCAGCUUCUUUUUUUUUUUUUGGUUCCCGCAUUUUCACGCACAAUUAAUUUUCUGAGCGAACGCAAGUUCGUUGCCCAAGUCUUUUGUUUUGGCAGCUUUUAAUGAAGCGAUUUGCGGCCGGGAAAAUAUGUUAAAAACCUAAUUUUCACAAAACGUUCGGUGCAAUCGGACCGGGCGAUCUAAGUGGAAUUCUUUUAAAAGUGAAGCUGGGCUGGAAAAGUCGAGUCAGUCGCCUUCUGAGAUUCGCGAAAUGUUGAACAUAUUCGUGUGGUUUUCACUUUCGUUUAUAACUCUUUCCUGGGCUCAGGGCUCGCGUUCCUAUCUUCCGCCACCAAAUCCGGCCAUGGAACCGAUUAUAACGAAACAGUUUUAUAGUAUUUCACCCGCCGAGGAUCCCGAGGACUGGGAGCCAAAAACAAAACACUUGAUCAUCGGACAGCCGCGCAGGAAUUACCGAGUGAUUUUCAUCCGAGCUCCGGGAUCCAAUAACGAUCGAGUGAAGUACACGGCGGAGCUGGCGCCCCAGGAGGAACGCACUGUGAUCUAUGUGCUGACCCGAAAGCAGCCGGAACUGGAGGCCACGGACAUUGUGGCGCCGCAGGAGAAACCCCAGGCCGAACAGAAGCCGGAUGUGUUCUUCAUCAAGUACAAAACGAACGAAGAGGCGACGGCUGCCCAAAAGGAGAUCCAAACUCAGUACGAUCAACUCGGUGGAAACACCGAGAUCUCUGCUCCCUAUGUGGCGCCCAUACAUUCGGUAAUCGGGGCACCAAAUCCUCCUCCGAAUCCUCACUACCCGGCAGCUCCUUACCAGCGAUCCACUGGUGGCUAUCACUACGACAAGCCCAGCUCAACAAUCUUGGCGCCAGUGGAACGAUCUUACUGAGGCACCGAUUAUAUCCGCGAUUCGUUGAAUAUUCCAC